CGAAGAUACUAGCUACCUGAUCAUUACUUUCUUCUGGCUUUGAACCGAUUUCAACAUGUGCCUGUCUCAAGCAAAGGCGGAUACUUUUACACUGCAGUCCAUCCUCUAUGUAUGAGAAUCGGUGCAUUCCGCGGCCCGACUCUAGCUCAAAAGUGGGGCCGGCCAUUCUUUCUCCACAUCCAUCUCCAUCUCCAUCUUUAAGAUCUCCAACAGCAUUGCGAUUUCAAAUUUUAAAGUCACCAUAGGAUGUUUAUGCGCCCAUGGAGGAACAGCACGAUGGUUUUGCGACACCAGCCCCAACUUCCGAACGUCCGGCCAAAAGGCGUCGAACGGGAGAUACUUCCACCGUGGACCGCUUGCCACGUGAAGUUGGUAUAAUGCGCAGCUUACCUAGCGACCAAUUCUCCAGCUUCGUCGGCAGCGCAAGUGGUGUUUAUUUUAUUCGUUCAGUCUACGAUGCGGUGCGCCGGUCGAAUCCGGGCAUUGAUGGUCCGGUCGUGACACAAACACCAGAAAGUGAUGUAGUUCCAGGCGAGGAUGACUAUUUGCCUACCACAGGGACAGAUAGUUCGUCGCGAUUAUGGAAAGACUCUGAGGUCUCCGAUGAAACAUCCCCGCGAGUGUCAUUCCAGGAACUCGUCGACUGGAGCGCAUCGUAUUUUGCGAAUUGGCACGUUGCGUACCCCUUUCUUCAUGCGCCUACUGUGCUUGGCUUCUUCGACCAAUUCGCUUGCGAUAUCAAUCCCCAGAAAUAUGCUUCGAAGGACCUCAAUUUAGUCAUUGUCCGUUCUAUCAUGUCCAUGUCUCUAGCCGAUCGUAGGCAAGAUGGGUCACUGGAAGGCGUACGAUAUCCUGCCGAGCUCGUCUUUCCAAGCUAUGAUGCCGCCAUCGACAGUCUUUACAAAGUACUCUCACGCCCGAGUUCUUUGUUGGCCCUACAAGCUGCAAUCAGCGUACAGCUUUUUUUGGUCUCCAUGCUAAGACUGAAAGCUGCAUCACGACUUGGAGGUUUGAUCAUUAGGAUGGCGUUGCAACUUGGUCUCCACCGAUGUCCUAAUCGCUUUCCAUCCUUCUCCAUCGCGGAGAGAGAGUUGCGCCAGCGUAUGUUCUGGUCGCUGUACUGCAUUGAUCGACACAUUUGUCAGGCCAUGGGUCUUCCACUCAGUUUACGCGAUGACGAUAUCGAUGUUUGCUAUCCGAUUCGCGAACGCCAUGCCCAAGAGCAACCGACAUCAGACAGCCGACUUCGUCUCCUGACCAUGAUGGUCCGCCAUUCGGAGAUUCGAAGCCAGAUCAUGGAGUUGCGCAACAAGUCGAUCCAGCAUAUGCAAAAAGAGACAGAUCAGGCAGUAGGCAUUACCGCCAAGCUAGUGAAGUGGUGGAAUGAUGUCGAAGACAUGAUCGACUCGGGGCAUGAACAGGAGCAAUCCAUCAAACCAUACCACGCGACGGUGCUCACCGUCAUUAAACACGAGCUGACCAUCUCGUUGAACAGGCCUAUUUUGGCUGCAUCCACGCAUGGUCCGGCAUAUCAGGCUGCAUUGCAGCACUGCAUCAGUGCCUCGCGAUCCAUCAUAACUGCCCUUCAUGACUGUAUCCAGAAGCCGGAUCACGGAGUUUCCUUGCUAUGGCCAUCGUUCACAUGGGCCGUUUGGAUGAGUACUUUUGUGCUCUUCUACGCCGCGAACAAGGGAGAGGUGUCUCAGUCUAUGGUCUCACGAUUCGCAGACAAAAGCUUAGCUACACUUCAGCACCUAGCCCGUCGAGGAAGCGUAUGGCCUGAAGCGUGUGCGGCUGCAAUCCGAGACUUAAACGCCCAGAUGACAAGAAGAUCCGUCAAAACACCUAUUGCAGACAGAACGCCAACCCACUCAUCCUCAGUUGAUGGACUCUCUCACCAACCACCACAUUCAAGGACAUCCCACCAAGAUCUCGACAACCGAAGAAUCAUAGCAGAUACUGGCACCCCCUCACCCGCAACCGCCAACCCCUCCAACAGACCAGAAGGCCAAGCAGAUUGGCGUACAUCACCACACGUCGCCCCAGCCUUCACCUCUCCCACCGGCGCAUUCGCAUACCCCAGCGCCGCGCCUCAAGCUCCACAAUCCGCCACAUUCCCCAUGACGGAUCCCAAUCGCGUCAGCUUAGCCGCGCCAGGGACACCAGCGAAUGGAUCUACAUCUAACAUCGGAUUCCUCCAUUGGGAGGACUUCAUGCAGAACAACGGCACGUUCGAUUCGUCUGCGUCGAUGCCGACGGACGGGGCGGAUCCGUUCGCGGGGUUUGAUAUUCCGUUCUGGCUGGGUCAGGACCAGUAUGCUGGGAUGCUUAAUGAAUGGGGGUAGAUGCUGCCUGCCACUUGGGGCAUUAAUGGGGCCUUUUUGAAGUGGUAUGUAUGAAUAAAAAGGGGAUCUAAACCUUGAAUGUUCUGCAUUCAAGCUGGCCUUCACUGCUAUGCUAUUCUUCAAAAAAGCAUCACAAGAUGCUGUCACACAGGCAAGGAAGCGUCGAUGGUUUCCAAAGGAGAGUAAUUGCGCAGAACU
Molecule: messenger RNA, 2543 nt
Organism: Aaosphaeria arxii CBS 175.79
Lineage: Eukaryota; Fungi; Ascomycota; Dothideomycetes; Pleosporales
Exons: 3
Coding region: 261-2345 (694 amino acids)
Biological process (GO): DNA-templated transcription
Molecular function (GO): zinc ion binding; DNA binding
Source: RefSeq, a predicted model, not a curated record